Molecule: messenger RNA, 769 nt
Organism: Macrobrachium nipponense
Lineage: Eukaryota; Metazoa; Arthropoda; Malacostraca; Decapoda; Palaemonidae
Product: CLIP domain-containing serine protease B4-like
Exons: 4
Coding region: 1-648 (215 amino acids)
Biological process (GO): proteolysis
Molecular function (GO): serine-type endopeptidase activity
Source: RefSeq, a predicted model, not a curated record
AUGGCAAAUUCCACUGUGGAGCCUCCCUCAUCAGCGACUGCUGCACACUGCGUCGUGUCAUACCAAAACUCACCAUCUCAGAUUGACUUGUCUCUUGGGGACUGGGAUUUAACUACCACCUCAGAGGGCCGGAGUAUUAAGGCUAAAGUUUCCAAAGUUACUGUCCAUCCGCGCUAUUGUCGAUCAACCCACCAGAAUGAUUUGGCUGUCCUGAAACUGACUGAAAAAGUGGAAUACACAGAUCGGAUCAGGCCCAUAUGUCUUCCAACAACAGAUAUUAAUGUAGAAGAUCAGCUCGCCAUCGUCUCUGGAUGGGGAAGGAACGAAGCUGCAAAGUUACAAUCUCAGUUGCAUUAUUUUCAGGCCACAGUGAUCAAGAACAGCGUCUGCGAUCAAAGAUGGAAUUCAAAUGGAACAGCCAGAGGGUUCAUAGUCUCCUCCAUGAUGUGUAUGGACUCAUCAAGUGGAGACUCUUGCAAUAGAGACAACGGAGGUCCGUCCAUCCAUGAGCAACCACCUGGUUCUGGCAAUUAUGUUCAAGUGGGCAUCGCGUCCUUCAGAUCUGAGACCUGCACAGACGCCAGCCUCCCGGGCGUCUACACCCGCGUCUCCUUCUACCGAGACUGGAUCCAGCAACAAAUGACUUGAUCUGGACGAUUUCCCUCGCAUCAUCUGUCUUUCGGCCCUCACCCUGCCUCUGCAAUAUUAUGCGUUAUGAGAAGAAUGUGUCAGAUAGAUUGAUUGUUAUGCAUGCUCUCUCCACACACAC